AUGCCAGCAGGAGCCCAGGCAGCCAGCGGCCAGCAGCCAGCCCCAGCUCUCCGCUCCGGCCCUGUGUGCUUCCCAGGGCAGGGCUCCGGCUCCGGCUCCUCCACUGAGACCCCCCUCGCGGUGGGACCAGCUGGCCCCAGUGUCACUCCGGACAGAGAUGGCCAACAGGUAACUGAGGACAAACAAAAGCCGGGACUUGGAUGGAGUUCCUUAAGGACCACGUGUGCGGACCAGGGCCAUGCAGACGCUGCGGUCUCUAACUCCAGCCCCCAGCACCUCACCUUGGAGCCCCAGCAGAGAAAAACUACGUGGUCGGGAGGAGUUAAACUUCGGCUGAAGCACAGGCGCAGUGAACCUGCAGGCCGACCUCACUCUUGGCAUUCAACCAAACUUGGGGAGAACCAACCUGAUGCCAGCAUGAUGCAAAUAUCCCAGGGCACGAUUGGCACUCCCUGGCACCAAAGCUACCAUUCCAGCUCCUCCACAAGUGACCUCUCCAAUUAUGACCAUGCUUAUCUGAGAAGGAGCCCUGACCAGUGCAGCUCCCAGGGGAGCAUGGAGAGCCUGGAACCCGCGACAGGAUACCCACCAUGCCAUCUUCUGUCCCCUGCCAAGUCCACCAGCAGCAUCGACCAGCUCGGCCACCUCCAUAGCAAGAGAGACUCUGCAUACAGUUCCUUCUCCACCAGUUCUAGCAUUCUAGAGUAUCCACCUCCUCCGGGCAGCUCUGCUCGGGAACGCUCCGGCUCCACGGAUACCUCUUCUGCUCGAGGGGGCCUCCUGGAAGGCAUGCGGCAAGCAGACAUUCGCUAUGUCAAGACCGUCUAUGACACUCGGAGGGGAGUAUCAGAAGAGUAUGAGGUGAACUCUUCCGCCCUGCUGCUUCAAGGGCGCGAGGCCCGAGCAUCAGCAGAAGGUCAGAGCUAUGAGAAGUGGCACAAUGGUUCUCGGGGCAAAGGGGUACCACACACAUCCUGGAACCAGCAGUGGCCCAGCGCCCUGGAGUCUGCCACUGACAAACCACCUCCUAAAGUGGGUGCACCCUUACCCCCAGCUCGGAGUGACAGCUUUGCAGCCAUCCGACACCGCGAACGGCCCAGCUCCUGGUCUAGCCUGGAUCAGAAACGGUUCUGCCGGCCUCAGGCCAACUCCUCAGGCUCCCGGAAGUCUCCAUACGCCGAGGAACAGCUGCACACUGUUCCCGAGAAAAGUCCAGAGAGCAGCCCCCCAGUGAAGCCCAAGCAUAACAGUCCCCAGAAGGCCCAGCCAGGCCAACCUCUGCUCCCCACUGGCAUCUACGCGGUCCCUACCGUGGAGCCACACUUUGCCCAGGUGCCCCAGCCCUCCAUCAACAGUAAUGGGAUGCUUUACCCGGCCCUGGCCAAGGAGAGCGGCUAUGCUGCCCCUCAGGCCGCCUACGACAAGAUGGCGACAUUUGAUGAGAAUGGGAACCAAAAUGGGCCCAGUCGGCCUGGUGCCACCUUCUACCAGCCCAUCCAGCAAGACUGGCUGUCAGCAGCGGAGAGGAAACCAGAAACUACAGCCCAGUUUGCUGCCUACAAAGCCCAUGUCCCAUCCGUGCCUGAAAAUGAGGAAGAUAUCUCCCUGAGGGGACAGCUCUUGUCUCCCCCAGGCGACAGCCCACAGCCCACUGGGAGAAAGGGCACCCACGGCAGCAAGCCACACUCUGAUCCCCACAGUCUAAGCCCUGCGCCAGCCCCCACCUGGCAAGUGGACGACAGGCAAUCUUCCCGGCCCUCAGAGCCCUGGGGGGUGCGUUUCCGAGAAGACCCUAACGCCAACCUCCCGAGGAGGCAGGAGACAGAAGGCCUCGGCCAGAGCCUAGCUAGAAACUUUGGUAAGGCCAAGUCAGCCUUCUCAUCUCUCCAGAACAUUCCAGAGAGCCUACGACGGCGAAGCAGCCUGGAGCUGGGCGUCGGAUCUCAGGAGGGCUACCCAGAGGGCAAGCCAGCCUCCGCCGUCAGCACGAAGGCAGAGGACCCUGGAAGGAGAGUCGCACCUGACCACAGGAGCCACCUCAACAGGCUGGUUUCCCAUCCGGGACCCGAGGUGAGAGCCGACCUUUCUGCCUCCCUCCACAGCUCUGACCCCCGGUCCGCCGAGCCCGCCUCCCCGCCACACCCGCAGACGGCCAGUCUGGGGAGGCCCAUCUCCUUCCCGCUGCAGGGCUUUCAGUGCGGGAAGCCCCGCUGUUCCGUGCUGGAGAAGGUUUCCGAAAUCGAGCAGCGAGAGCAAGGGGCCCAGAGGCCCUCACACCUCGUGGGCCCCUCCACUUACGGCUACUCCUAUAGGCCCACCAGGGCGGGGUCAACUUCCGGGAGUGAACCGGAAGAGGCGCGAGCCAACAGCCGCUCUGCGUGCCUCGAGCCUCCCAGCGACGCGACUGUGGAAGAUGGUUCCUGCCAGCCCUGCGGCCCACAACUGAGGAGGGGUGUGGACGGCGGCCGCGGCCCCCCACCCCGAGGCGGCGAGCCCCCCAGGCGCGAUGCUCGCCUUCUCCGCAGCCAGAGCACCUUCCAGCUCUUCAGCCCGGCGGAGAAAGAGGCCGGGUGGCCAGAUGGCCGGCCCAGCAGCCCCGAGUCGCCCCUGCUGGACGCCCCCUUCAGCCGCGCCUACCGGAACAGCAUCAAGGACGCGCAGUCCCGCGUCCUGGGGGCCACCUCCUUCCGACGGAAGGACCUCGAGCCGGGGGCGCCCGCGACAUCCAGGCCCUGGCGACCCAGGCCUGCGUCGGCCCACGUGGGGCUGCGGAGCCCCGGGGCACCCGUGGGGAUCUCCCAGUCCCCCCACACACCCCGGGAGCGGCACAGCGUGACCCCGGCCGAAGGGGACCCGGCCCCACUUGUGAUCCCGGCCGCCGUCCGGAGGGGGGCACGCCGGCGCCUGACCCCGGAGCAGAAGAAGCUCUCCUACUCGGAGCCCGAAAAGAUAAACGAGGUGGGGGUCUCGGAGGAGGCCGAGUCCGCGCCGUUGGGUCCGCAGAGGAAGGGGCUGCCCUUCCCGGAGACCACGGUGGCCGACCGCCGCCGCAUCUUCGAGCGCGACGGCAAGGCCUGCUCAACGCUCAGCCUGUCGGGCCCCGAGCUGAAGCAGUUCCAGCAGAGUGUCCUGGCCGACUACGUGCAGCGCAAGACCGGCAAGCGGCCCUCGUCGUCCUCCGCGGGCUUCGCCUUCCACGAGCCCGCGCCGCUGCGGGAGCGCGCGCACAGCUCCCACCUGCACCCCGCGCCGCCCGAAGGCCCCUGCCUCGCCUCGGCCUCCAGCCUGAGCUCGCUGCUGCUGCUGCGGGAGCCGAGCUUGCAGCCCCACCGGGAGCCCCCGCGCACCCCACGGAAUCUCAGCAGCUCCUUUGCCAGCGGCCGUCUUCUCUGGGAACGGAGGCACGCGGAGCCCCACGCCCCAAAGGAGCCCGCAGUUAAUGGCGGGCCUCGAGGUCCCCAGAGGGUGGACAGGACCCCUGGAGAGCCAUCCUCCUGGGGGAGCACCGCGGGGAGGACCGGGAAAUCCAAGUCGGCAGAGGACCUGCUGGAACGCUCCGAUGCCCUGGCCGUCCCUGUCCACGUGAGGUCCAGGUCGUCUCCCAUUGCUGACAAACAGCGCCAGGAUAUACUUUUUGGGGACAAGAAUAGCCUUGGUCUUAUUGAGAAGAACCCAUGUUCCUCGGCUGGCCCUGGAUCUAGGUCACUCAGUUGUUCAGAAAGAGACCGAGAAGAAGUGCCAUUGCUCAUACACCCUACAAACUCCCAUCCAGGUGGCACAGGCUGCAGAACAGUCCUCGGCCCCUCAGUUCCUAGUGAGUGUCCUGGACCCCAAGACUCUCAGAGGCAAGCCAAUAGGACAUCUUGCCCCAGGCCACUGCCAGCAGGAAUGCAGGGCCAUCUCCCAGAUACCAGGAUGGGACCACUCAGCUCUGCUCUGCCUGCCACCUACUCCUCACAGGCUGCGGCCACCCAGCAGGCCGGGAAUGAUGAUGGCCUGCCAGGGCAACAGCCUCUUUCACCAUCCACCCCUGUACCGACCUCCAGAAGCAGUGGUCUCAGCCUGACCCAGCCUGCAAGUUUGAGAGGCCCUGAACCCACCAGCCCAGAGAAUGGGAUCAAGGAGGGGAUGAGGAAAAGGGCCUCGUUGCCUCAGAGGCCACCUCCCCCACGAGUGAAAUGGGCCCCCACAGUCCUGGAGGACAGCCUUCCCGAGGAAUCCUUGCCGCCUGAGUUUGUAAACCUGAAGCACUACAAAAGGCAGCCAAGCUUUCCAAGUUCAAGCAGCACUUCUGACCCAGACACACCUGUCAGGGCCCCAAGCACUCCAGGGAGGAUCUCCCUCCGAAUAUCCGAGUCGGCCCUUCAAGCCUCACCACCAGCUCGUGAGGACUAUGACGAUGAAGUGUUUGUGAAGGACCUGCAACCCACUGCCACUUCUAGCCCCACAUUUGAAGCUCUUCUCCCACCCCCACCUCCUCCUUCUCCUCCUCAGAGCCUGGAAAGCCCAUUGAAUGUCUUGGAUGAUUUUCCUCCACCCCCUCCUCAAGCGCUGUAUGAGGCACAUCUGGACAGCAAAACUUUUGAGGAUCCCCAAGCCAGCAGCUCUAGCAAAUUUCCCAGGGUAUCGACUGUGAGAGAAAGAGCAGUGCCUGACGCAGCCCCUUUGGUGAGCAGUCAGAUACUGGCUUCCAGAGCCCAUUCUUCUAUCAAAGCUUCAGAAGCCCAAGAGGCCAACCUGCCCUCCUUCAUGAGUGCCCAGCUCCAACUGGCUGGGUCUCUUGACAAGCAGCCAAGCCCAGGGCAGCCACCUCCCACUCAGACCCCACGCCUGGGCCCCGAUCCAGUCACUGGAACUCGGGGCUUAGAAGAGAAAGUCAGUGAUGGCCCUCAGAAGUCAGAAGACAUCAGGACAGAGGCUCUAGCCAAGGAGAUUGUCCACCAGGACAAAUCUCUGGCAGACAUUUUGGACCCAGACUCCAGAAUGAAGACAACUAUGGACCUGAUGGAAGGUUUAUUCCCCCGGGAUGUUCACCUGAUGAAGGACAACAGCAUAAAAAGGAAGGUCACACAGAGAGCUGUCAUCUACCCAGGAGGCGACUGCAAAUGGAAUGAAGAAAAGGAAAUGGUGGGCAUGUUGGUCAACAGUUCGGCUUACUACAGUGUGUCUGCUCCCAAGGCUGAGCUUUUGAACAAAAUCAAAGAUAUGCCGGAAGAAGUGAAUGAGGACGAGGAACAGGCAGAUGUCAAUGAAAAGAAGGCAGAGCUCAUUGGGAGCCUUACUCAGAAGCUCGAGACCCUUGAGGAAGCCAAGGAGAGUGUGCUGAUGGACAUCAAGUUGAAUAACGCCUUAGGAGAAGAAGUAGAGGCUUUGAUCUGUGAGCUUUGCAAGCCCAAUGAAUUUGACAAAUACAAGAUGUUCAUCGGGGACUUGGACAAAGUGGUCAACCUGCUGCUCUCCCUCUCGGGACGCCUGGCCCGUGUUGAGAACGUCCUUAGUGGCCUUGGGACAGAUGCCAGUAAUGAAGAACGGAGUUCUCUCAACGAGAAGAGGAAGAUCCUGUCGGGGCAGCACGAGGACGCCCGGGAGCUCAAGGAGAACCUGGAUCGCCGAGAGCGGGUGGUGCUGGACAUCCUGGCCCACUACCUCUCGGAGGAGCAGCUCCAGGACUACCAGCAUUUUGUGAAGAUGAAGUCAACACUCCUCAUUGAGCAGCGCAAGCUGGAUGACAAGAUCAAGCUGGGUCAGGAGCAGGUCAAGUGCCUGCUGGAGAGCCUCCCCUCAGAUUUCAUUCCCAAGACGGGGGCCCUGGCCUUGCCCCCGCACCUGAUGGGAGAGACGGUACCUCCUGCUGGGGGAUGUACUUUCAGUAGGAUUUUCCCAGCAUUCACCUCUCCACUUUAACCUCUCCUAAAACAUUCAACCAAAAAAUCCGCUUUUCUCUCAACACUAUUUAAUUUUGAAAAGGUUCCUGUACAAACCACCGUUUUAAACGAUUGGGGCUACUGGGGGAAAAAGGCCUGGUUUGGGUUUGUUUGAAGGUUUUUCCUUCUCUCCUUUCAUGAUUGAUCCUCUGAGAGCUGGAAUGCGCCUGGGAAUGUCCCCGCCCCGCUCUUACUGCAGCAGAAAGAACAGUCAAGGGACUGACAACUAUUUGGAGGAUGCCUGACGGACUGCGCCACCUCAGGAAUGUACCCACAGUGGCCUGCCUUUCUUGUGGGCAGCGUAUCCUGACAGCAGGGUACGUACGCACCCUUGUUAAUGAAGGGGCUGCAGCACAUCAAGCCUUAUAAAGACAGUCACACACACACACACCCCGAGAGAAAAGAAUUAUAAAAACCUUGAACAUUGUUAUUUAUAUUUUCUGAAAUGUAAAGAAAGAUCUUUGUGUGCUAACUGCUCAUUUGAUUCUGUUUUGUGGUGGACGUAGACAAUGACGUUUGAACUUUGUAUUUUUUGUGAAAACCUUAAUGAAAAUGAAUUCCAAAGAGAGCCA
Molecule: messenger RNA, 6496 nt
Organism: Echinops telfairi (small Madagascar hedgehog)
Lineage: Eukaryota; Metazoa; Chordata; Mammalia; Afrosoricida; Tenrecidae
Gene: SHROOM3
Product: shroom family member 3
Exons: 11
Coding region: 1-5904 (1967 amino acids)
Biological process (GO): actin filament organization
Cellular component (GO): cortical actin cytoskeleton; apical plasma membrane; adherens junction
Molecular function (GO): actin filament binding
Source: RefSeq, a predicted model, not a curated record